Messenger RNA from Vicugna pacos (alpaca), 2112 nucleotides. RefSeq names its product pyridine nucleotide-disulphide oxidoreductase domain 2 (gene PYROXD2). NCBI's taxonomy places the organism in Eukaryota, Metazoa, Chordata, Mammalia, Artiodactyla, Camelidae. Gene Ontology annotation, molecular function: oxidoreductase activity. The record is from RefSeq and is a predicted model, not a curated record.
GCCCGGUGCAAACUGGGCCAGCCGGCAGCAGCUCAGUGUCCUCUGUUUAGUCGUGGCCAGAGGCCAAGUACGGCAGCUGGGCCGCAACUUCCUGCUUUCUCCCUGCUCCUCCCCCUGCCUGGAGAGGCACAAAUUCCAGGCCUGGUCCGGGGCAGAAAUGGCUGCCUGUGGCCGAGGGCUCAGCAGGGCCAUGGGUGCCUCUCCCUUCUCGGCUUGGAGACAAGCUCACUCGGACACCAGGGGACACCUGAAGCCGGAGUACGAUGCAGUGGUGAUAGGAGCAGGACACAACGGGCUGGUGGCUGCGGCCUACCUGCAGAGACUGGGGGUGAACACAGCUGUGUUCGAGAGACGCCACGUGAUCGGAGGUGCGGCUGUCACCGAGGAGAUAAUCCCAGGAUUUAAGUUUUCCCGAGCAUCCUACCUCCUCAGCCUGCUGCGGCCGCAGAUUUACACUGAGCUGGAGCUGAAGAAACAUGGGCUGAGGCUUCAUCUUCGAAACCCCCACUCCUUCACCCCGAUGCUGGAAGAGAAUGCCGGGAGCAAGGUGCCCAGGUCCCUUCUGCUGGGCACAGACAUGGCAGAAAACCAGAAGCAGAUCGCCCAGUUCUCCCGAAAGGAUGCCGAGGCCUUUCCCAAAUAUGAAGCAUUCAUGAGUCGCUUGGCAUUAGCCAUUGACCCUCUGCUGGACGCAGCCCCAGCGGAUGUGGAAGCCUUCUGGCGGGGCUCCCUGCUCCAGAGGCUCAAGUCGCUCUCCACUCUCAAGCCCCUGUUGCAGGCGGGCCGCAUAGUGGGAGCCCGGCUGCCCCAGUAUUACCAGGUCCUCACAGCUCCCAUUGCCAAGGUGCUGGAUCAGUGGUUUGAGUCCGAGCCGCUAAAAGCCACUCUGGCAACGGAUGGCGUGAUUGGAGCCAUGACAAGUCCCCGCAUUCCGGGGAGUGGGUAUGUGCUGCUCCAUCACGUGAUGGGGGGUCUGGAGGGGAUGCAGGGAGCCUGGGGCUACGUCCAGGGUGGCAUGGGUGCCCUCUCUGAUGCCAUUGCAAGCUCAGCCACUGAGCACGGAGCGAGCAUCUUCACCGAAAAGACAGUGGCCAAGGUGCAGGUGAGCCAUGGAGGGCGCGUUCAAGGAGUCGUGCUGCAGGACGGCUCAGAGGUGAGGAGCAGAGUGGUGCUGUCCAACGCAUCGCCGCAGACCACCUUCCUGAAGCUGACGCCACAGGAGUGGCUUCCUGAGGAGUUUGUGCAGAGAAUCUCCCAGCUGGACAUCCAGUCACCUGCUACCAAGAUCAACGUGGCUGUUAACAGGCUGCCUGACUUCCUGGCAGCCCCCAAUACUCCCGGGGGCCAGCCACUGCCCCAUCACCAGUGUACCAUCCACCUCAACUGUGAGGACACCCUCCUUCUCCAUCGGGCCUAUGAAGACGCCAUGGAUGGCCUGCCUUCACACAGACCUAUAAUUGAGCUCUGCAUCCCUUCCUCGCUGGACCCCACCCUGGCUCCCCCCGGCUGCCACGUCAUCUCCCUCUUCACUCAAUACACUCCCUACACACUGGCUGGAGGCAAGGCCUGGGACGAGCUGGAGAGAAAUGCUUACGCAGACAGAGUGUUUGAUUGCAUCGAGGCCUACGCGCCUGGCUUCAAGGACUCUGUGGUGGGCAGAGAUGUCCUCACACCCCCUGAUUUGGAGAGAAUCUUUGGGCUUCCUGGAGGGAACGUAUUCCACUGUGCCAUGGCCCUGGACCAGCUGUAUUUUGCCCGCCCUGUGCCCCUGCACUCCAGCUACCGCAGCCCUCUCCAGGGCCUGUAUCUCUGCGGAAGUGGGGCCCAUCCUGGAGGAGGUGUCAUGGGAGCCGCUGGACGCAAUGCAGCACACGUGGUCUUCAGGGACCUCAGGAGCAUGUAACCCGAACCAACUCUGACCCAGGAAGAGGUCACCAUUGGGAUUUUAAGUCCCCAUUGGAUCAGCUUCCCAGGAAAUGGCUUGAGGCAGGCAAGUCCUCAGGGGCAAGCUGCUAUUCUAGAAGAAACAUGCAAUUUACAUUUGGUCCAAGUUAACUUUGUGCCCAUGACCUCAUGAAUAAACUGGUUUUAUUAAAGCCAUGCUUUACAUGG